AUGUUGGAGGAACUUGAGUCACUCCGGCUUGAGAAUGAGAGGCUAAGGGCUGGUUCUCAACCGUAUUCAGAUAUUCCAGCGCCGUUGUCAUACAGGCCACAUGUAUUCUACUGCAUCGAUGAUGCAGAUUUCUACUUGGAUGAGCCGCGAUGGGAAGGAGGCGGUGAAGCCCCCAUCUUGUACUCGCGCAACCCCAUCCGCAGCACCGAUUAUUACAUUGACCAACAUCCGGAGAUCGCUUUCUGCUUUUGCAAGUAUUAUAUUUCACAGCCGCCAGGGGAUACAUCCCUUUUAGAAUCCAGCGACGGUGUAUUCAAGCAGCCUCUUCCGGUGCGGCAGACGCUAAGACUUGUAGCAGCAGCUAUGAUUGAUGCCGUUGAGCAGUUCGUUAGCCAGGUACCCGGUUUCUCUUCAUUUUUUCCAGACUUUGAUGCUGGAAACGAUAUCCAAGAACCAUAUCUGUUCAUGUUCUACUCACUACCCCAUGUGCAGGAGGCUAGAUCCGGCUUGGAUCCUCAAGCUCAAGGGCUCUUUGACCUCUUGUAUGAGAGCAUCGACGCUAGUCAUGGUCUCGAGUAUGCGAGCGUUACAAAGCAGGCUGCGCAUGGUCGCACUUCUAGUCGCCUUAUCCAGUAUCUUAUCCAACCAGGAGAUGUGCUUGUGGAUCUGGAUGGCCCAAGAACCCAGGCCUACCUCGCCGUAGGUUGGGCCGAAACAGACAACCAAAUGCGACGGAAUUAUGAAGAAGAGAUUGUGGAAUAUAAAACAUCGGGCCAAAAUCAAACAGUUAGGAAAGGGGUAAAGAGGCCAAUCAAGCGAUUACAAUACCACUUUAGGGUUCCAGUGACCUAUUGGAGUUUUGAUGGGAAUUUCGAACGAACAAAUGCUAUUCUUUCCUUCGACCUUGAAGUUGGACACGAAAGUGAAACAGUGCCUAUCACGUCACUUCGCUAUAUCCCCUUAUCUCAUCUCCCGUCUGACGUCCGAAAGACGCUGGAGCGCCGAGGGGAAACAUUCUGGUCCAUCCGCUUUAGAAGAUACAUUACCUAUAGAAUGCCUACUGGAGAGAAUCUGGAUAUCACGGAGGAUCGCUACUAUGUCGAUAUUUCAACCUACAGAAAACUACAUCCAGAUAGGACUAGAAAUCGCUCACAUCUCCGAGCUGAUCUCGGCACACGGGAAAUGUCUCGUGAUGAGCCUCCCCAAGGUCUAUAUCUGUUAAUAUUCCCGCCAACCAUCGUGGGAUAUAAUAUGCUGCACAAGACAUGGUCUGACCUUUACGUUGAUUACAUCUAUGACAUUGAUUGGAACAAGCAGGCUUUCCAGGAUCUCGUAGUGGACGAAGAAAUCAAAGAAUUAGUCCAAGCGUUGGUUACCAGGCAGAUAGAGUCGCAGAAGUCCACGGAUUCUAUAAGUGGCAAGGGCAACGGCCUAAUCCUACUUCUCCAUGGCGCGCCAGGAACAGGAAAGACAUUCACUGCGGAAGGUGUGGCUGAAUUUGCAGAAAAGCCGCUGUUUCGAAUCACCUGUGGGGACGUGGGCAUUGAGGCUACGAAUGUGGAAAAGUACCUUCGAGCGGCAUUCCAUCUUGCAAAGCUUUGGGACUGCGUUGUUCUUCUGGACGAAGCAGACGUUUUCCUGGAGGAGCGAGAUGUCCGUGAUCUCAAUCGCAACGCUGUUGUCUCCGUAUUCCUACGAGCGCUUGAAUACCACGACGGGAUCCUAAUUCUAACCUCAAACCGGGUGGGAACAUUUGACGAAGCAUUUAAGUCUCGCAUUCAGCUGUCUCUUCACUACGAGAACCUGACCCUGGGCCAGCGGCGAAAAAUCUGGCGCAAUUUUAUGCAUCGACUCCGAAAGGUAGACGCGGAGAAUGUAGACAUAGAAGAUGUGCUGGAUCACCUGGGUGAACUGGGCGCAGAAGAUAUCAACGGGCGUGAGAUCCGAAAUGCGAUUACUAUUGCCCGUCAACUGGCCCAGUUUAAGGAAGAAAAGUUCUGCUACUCCCAUUUAACGCGUGUUCUACGGGUAAGUGGGAAGUUCGGCAAGUAUCUAAAAGAUCUGCGGGACGGGCUUACUGACGAUUAUAUAAAACAUGAUACGGGAGUACGUCAUUCAUAUCGGGUGAAGAGGGCCAACAGCAUGUCAUAA
This is a messenger RNA of Aspergillus piperis CBS 112811, 2151 nucleotides long. Its product is annotated as ATP-binding protein. Bases 1 to 2151 code for a protein of 716 amino acids. The record is from RefSeq and is a predicted model, not a curated record. Lineage: Eukaryota; Fungi; Ascomycota; Eurotiomycetes; Eurotiales; Aspergillaceae. Gene Ontology annotation, molecular function: ATP binding; ATP hydrolysis activity. The transcript has 4 exons.